GGGUUUCCUGGGCUGCGCGGAAGGGGUUCAGCGGCCAUAUUUUUUCAGAGCCGGGAAGUUGGUUGGGAAAACGAUGUUGUCCCGGUUGGCUGCUAGAUCAGCGGCAGUGGCUGCCCAGCACCACCACGGUGCCAGGCUGUGUGUGGCGGCGCCGGUUCGACUGUUCCACUGCUCAGAACAACACGGACGCCCCAUAGAACCCAUACCCGAGGAGGGCGGUAAGGUUCGCAUGGGCGUCUUUCCCGAGGAGUGGUUCCAGUUCUUCUACAAGAAAACUGGUGUGACCGGCCCCUAUGUGUUUGGAACUGGGCUCUUGGCGACCCUUCUGUCCAAGGAGUACCUGAUCAUCAACAAUGAGUUCAUCGCUGGGGGGAUUUUUGUGUCCUUCGUGGUGUACAUCAUCAGGAAAUUCGGCCCUAAUGUAGCCACCUACGCUGACAAACUACGCCAGGAGAGAAUUGACUACAUCGACAAUAAGAAGGGCAGGUUCAUCGGAGCCUGUGAAGAAGGUAUCGAGACUGAGAAGAAAGAACAGUGGCGAGCUGAGGGGGUGGACUACCUUUUCGAUGCCAAGAAGGCCAAUGUUGCCAUGCAGCUGGAGACUGCCUACCGUGAGAGACUACAUGAAGUUUCCAAUGCUGUGAAGAGGCGACUGGACUACCAGCUGGACGUAGAGAACACCCAGCGUCGCAUGGCCCAGGAACACAUGGCAGACUGGGUGGUCAGCAAUGUGGUCAAGAGCAUCACCCCGCAACAGGAGAAGGAAGCUAUUGCCAAGUGCAUUGAAGACCUGAAGCGAAUGGCCAAGGCUUCUUAACCAGUUAUACCUGUGUGUGUACAGUCCAAAUCAGUAGAACAACUUCUGCUAUAGAUCUCAUUAUGAAAUAUCCAACACUACCAGAUGGAAUAUCCAGGCUAUAUGAAGAGAAUUUGUAAGUUCUAGCAAGAGUACAGUUGAUUUGUGAAAGUGCUGAUACCUCUUGUCAGGAAAGUGAAUAAAUAUGUCAACAUUGCCAGUGGCAAAA
Molecule: messenger RNA, 1025 nt
Organism: Branchiostoma belcheri (Belcher's lancelet)
Lineage: Eukaryota; Metazoa; Chordata; Leptocardii; Amphioxiformes; Branchiostomatidae
Product: ATP synthase F(0) complex subunit B1, mitochondrial-like
Exons: 7
Coding region: 74-817 (247 amino acids)
Biological process (GO): proton motive force-driven ATP synthesis
Molecular function (GO): proton transmembrane transporter activity
Source: RefSeq, a predicted model, not a curated record